Molecule: messenger RNA, 969 nt
Organism: Lasiosphaeria miniovina
Lineage: Eukaryota; Fungi; Ascomycota; Sordariomycetes; Sordariales; Lasiosphaeriaceae
Product: Fructosamine/Ketosamine-3-kinase
Exons: 3
Coding region: 1-969 (322 amino acids)
Source: RefSeq, a predicted model, not a curated record
AUGUUCCGCGUCAUCGACGCGGCAAUUCUCGCUGCCCUCGGCCUCGACGCCGACAGCGCCAAGCUCGUCCCGCACGGCGGCUCGGGCUUCGCAUCGACGUUCAAGCUGGUCGCCACCAAAGACGGCGAGGACGUCGCCUACUUUGUCAAGACGGGCACCGGCGCUGACGCCGACGUCAUGUUUCGAGGCGAGCACGCGUCGCUCAACGCCAUCUCCGAUGCGGUCCCCGAUUUCUGCCCACGCUCGCACGCGCACGGCGCCCUGGAUUCGCCGCCGGGGACCUUCUUCCUCGCGACCGACUUUUUGGACCUGGGGUCGUCGGCGCCCAGCGGGUCGGGCCUGUCGCUAGCGGCGAAGCUCGCCAAGCUGCACACGACGCCGGCGCCUGUACCCGUGGGGUUUGAUCGGCCCGUGUUCGGAUUCCCGGCGGCGACGUGCUGCGGCGCCACGGCGCAGGACAACGCGUGGAGCGAGUCGUGGGCUAGCUUCUACGCCGACCACCGGCUGCGCGCGGUCCUGCGCGCCGGCGUCCGCAGCAACGGCCCCGACGCGGAUCUGGCGCGCGCCGUAGACAAGGUCGCCGCCGCUGUCGUGCCGCGGCUGCUGGGCGACGGCCACCUGCGCGGUGUUGUGCCUGUGGUUGUCCAUGGCGACCUGUGGAGCGGCAACCACGGCCGCGGACGCAUUGCCGGCAGGGGCGGCACUGAGAAGGUCGUGUACGACCCGUCGAGCGUGUACGGGCACUCGGAGUACGAGCUCGGGAUCAUGCACAUGUUUGGCGGGUUUGGAGAUACCUUUUGGCGCGAGUACGAGCAGCUGGUUCCCAGGGCCGAGCCGAAGGACGAGUUUGACGGCAGGGUCGCGCUGUACGAGCUAUACCACCACCUCAACCAUUUCGCCCUCUUUGGGGCCGGUUAUCGAGGGGGCGCGAUGUCGAUCAUGAAGGAACUGAUAUCCAAGUAUGGUUAG